AUGAGCUCGCCAAAACCCCAAAACAUCGCCAUUAUCGGCGGCGGCCUGGCAGGCCUAACUCUCUCCCUCGCCCUCCACGCCCACUCCAUCCCCUCCACAAUCUACGAACUCCGCAACCCCACAACCCACGCCGAAGGCGCCCUCAUGCUCGGCCCCAACGCCCUCUCUGUCCUCUCCACCCUCGGCAUCUAUACCCGCAUCCAAUCCCACGGCUUCCUCUUCACCAAGCUCGUCUACAAAGACUCAAACUACAACUCCACAGACGAGUACUACCUCGGCGACGCCUCCCUCUUCGGCUUCAACGCCCUCCGCGUGUACCGCGAAGUUCUCCUCCGCGAACUCAGAAACGCCGUCCAGGAGCGCGGCAUCACCGUCCACUACAACCGGAAAUUCACCAAGGUCGUAAGCGAGGAUAAGAAUGGUGUAGUGUUUGAGUUCGCAGACGGGACAACAGAACAAGCGAGUUUACUUAUCGGCGCAGACGGCAUCCACUCCAAAGUCCGGCAAUACACUCAUCCAGACAUCAAGCCCAUCUACAGCGGCCUCCUCGCCAUCACCUCAGCCGUCGAGACCUUCAAACUCCGCUUUCCCGAGCCCGACUACCCACCCGUGAGUUCCAUCCACGGCAAGCACGGGGCCUUCGCAUUCGCUACGCAGAAUCCUCAAGGGACGGAAAUGCUAGUUGGCACGCAGAGGAAGUUUCCCGAGCAGGAUAAGGCGGGGUGGGAUGCGCUGCGGGGUAAUAGCGAGGAGUUGCAGAGGAUGUUUAGGGAGAAUAAGAGUGAGUGGCCGGACCUGGUACAGUCGGCUAUGGAGAAUAUGAUGCUGGAUCGCCUGUCGAUUUGGCCGUACUAUGUUAUUCCGCAACUUGACACUUGGUCGUCGCCGAAGAAGAGGGUUGUUAUCCUCGGGGAUGCUGCUCAUGCUAUUCCUCCUACUGCUGGACAGGGUGCGAGUCAGGCGUUUGAAGAUGUGUUUUCCUUAGCAUUGCUAUUGUCGAAGGUUGGUGGGGACGUCAAGUGGGAUGCUGCGUUGGAUUUCUGGCAGAAGUAUCGCGUGGAGAGGGUUGAAAAGGUAUUGGCUUUGACGAUGAAGUUGAAUCAAAAGAGACUGCCAGCUGAGGAGAAAGAGAAACUUGGCGAUGAGGAAGUGGUAUUUAAAGAUCUUGCUGGUGGGCCAGAGCAACAGAGGUGGUUAUUCGAGCCGAAGAUUGAGAAGCAUAUGCUGCAAUGGGUGCAGGAGCAGGGACAAAAGUAG
Molecule: messenger RNA, 1257 nt
Organism: Cadophora gregata
Lineage: Eukaryota; Fungi; Ascomycota; Leotiomycetes; Helotiales; Ploettnerulaceae
Exons: 2
Coding region: 1-1257 (418 amino acids)
Molecular function (GO): monooxygenase activity; FAD binding
Source: RefSeq, a predicted model, not a curated record